GCAGGUUUAGCAGUCUGCCAAAAAAGUGCAUGGGACAAAGCUGCCUAUGCCAACCCUGCACUGAUGCGACGUAGUUUCCUUGAAGAUGCUCUUGCUGCGCACAUAUCAUGGCCCUCUUGGAGAGCAAGCCAUGAGAAGUUCAUCUUCGUCCAGGAUUUGGAUAUUGGAAAACCUGCUGGUCUCCUUGCCAGGCCUCGUGCCACUUGCUUCGAAAGUGCUGCCGCUUUGCGCGCAGCAAAGGAAAUGCAGAAGACGUUGGAUGCUGAAGCAGACCAGGCCAGCCGGUUGAGUGCGGCAGCCGAUGAGGCUGACAGAAGUGCUCGUGAUCCAGACGACAUGGCGCGCCAGGAGCAGCACCUGCCAAAGGGAGCCAUUCCAUCUAGAAAGGACUGCCCGGAGAUUCUUUGUGAGAAAUGUCCAGAGCAUUCCUUCUCAAAGGGCUGGGGGGAUCGCGGCAAAGGGCGUGGCAACGGGGCAUUUGAUUUUGAUUUAGCUGUGGCACCAAGGUGUCCGGCUUGCCCUGUCUGUCCAGCUUGCCCCCAUGGCUACAAACAUCCGGGCGCUGCUCCAGGUCAAGGCAGCCCCCCUGCAGCACUUCCAGAACAUCGCAAGAUAGUGUGCAAAGACAUGGACAACAACUGCCCAUAUUGCCCUGCCUGCGAGUGCCUGGUGUGUCCGAAGGAUUGUCCCCCUUGCAUCAAGAGGCCGCCCAAUGAUCCACCAAGUGUAGUCCUGGGCGAUGACGGCGAGCCGCACUCCGCGGACGGAUCACCUAUCAAUCCUUUGGUGCAAGCAAUCAACGAUGAUGUCGCUUCCAACCAAUAAAUCGAAUGAAAUAAAA
Molecule: messenger RNA, 841 nt
Organism: Cladocopium goreaui
Lineage: Eukaryota; Dinophyceae; Suessiales; Symbiodiniaceae
Source: the annotation of a GenBank genome assembly